Molecule: messenger RNA, 594 nt
Organism: Penicillium taxi
Lineage: Eukaryota; Fungi; Ascomycota; Eurotiomycetes; Eurotiales; Aspergillaceae
Product: kinase-like protein
Exons: 1
Coding region: 1-594 (197 amino acids)
Source: RefSeq, a predicted model, not a curated record
AUGACCAAAUCAUCAACCAAGACCCCUACUGAGCGCAUGAAACUUCAAAAAGGGCACCAGUACAUCAGGAAUGAUCACAAUUAUAUACCAUGCCCUCCGGAUUCACCCGACCUCCAGACUAGCCACGAUAUUGUCACCGUGCUCUCUAACCAGAUGGGAGGUCUCGUACUCGAAUAUGAUAGCUCCUGUGUGGAGAAGUCCGGGUUUAGAGUGCGAUCUACCGAAGCCAAAGCAAUGCGACUUGUCUUUGAGCAUACCGAUGUUCUCGUUCCUGAGGUAGUUUUUACUAAUUUCCGCUCAGAGGAAAAGCAAAAAAGGCUAAGGGACCUUUCUAAUCCUGAUUCACGUCCGAGUCGAACUUUUGGACUUAUUGCAAUGAGCAUUAUUUCCGGUACCGCUCUAGAGCAGAAGUGGAAUGAACUAGACGAUAAGUCUAAAGAGUCAAUCUGCCUUCAACUAUGGGACAUGAUAUCAAAAAUCCGAACUAUUCCUUGUCCAUCAGAGCUCAAGGGUCUUAUCAGUGCUCCGCGGAUGGCUCUCCAUCAGUGGACCCAAUGUUCGAGGAUCUACAAUACCCUCCCCGACCGCUCUUAA